CUUAGAUAAGGAAGUGACCAACUGUUCCAUUUUUCACUCGCCCCCUUCCUUCCAUUUUCGCCGGAAAAUUCUCUAUUUACAGAGAGAUGUUUGCAGAAGAAAAUGGCUUACAUGGAGACCCAAGGAUAAAGGCCAUUUCAGAUGCCAUAAGAGUCGUUCCUCACUUCCCUAAACCAGGGAUAAUGUUUCAAGAUAUAACAACGCUGUUGUUAGAUCAAAAGGCGUUCAAAUACACCGUUGAUAUCUUUGUCGAUCGUUACAGAGAUAAGAAAAUUUCAGUAGUUGCUGGAGUGGAAGCUAGAGGAUUUAUAUUUGGCCCUCCAAUUGCAUUGGCUAUUGGUGCUAAAUUCGUUCCAUUACGCAAACCAAAAAAAUUGCCAGGUGAAGUUAUAUGUGAGUCAUAUGUGCUCGAGUACGGUACGGAUUGUCUAGAGAUGCAUGUUGGGGCGGUGCAACCCGGGGAAAGCGUGUUGAUUGUAGACGAUCUAGUGGCCACAGGUGGGACCCUCUCGGCAGCCAUAAGGCUUUUAGAACGUGUUGGAGCCGAGGUUGUUGAAUGUGCAUGUGUAAUUGGAUUGCCACAAGUCAAGGGUAAUUGGAGGCUAAAUGGAGUACCACUGUAUGUUCUCGUGGAGCCUCGCCUAACCGACUUGGAAUGUAGCUUGUGAGAGAUGUUGAAGAAAAUAUUAUUGGGAAAGCGUUUGGGGUUUUGGAGUUGUGGGGAGAGAUGGAAUUUGUGUAUUUGUUGGGGACUCUUGAGGUCUUAAAACAUCACUUGAGCUUUUCAGAAGUAUUGGUUUUGUGGGGAGAUGGUGGCAUUGGUGUAAUUGUUAGGGUUUUUUUUGGGGUUAUUAGGGAUUUUACCCGUUGGAAGAUUAGCUUUAUGGGUGCAUUUUGUAGGUGGAUACAUUACUUUAAUUGGAUUCAGAAGUUGGAUUAUGAAUAUAUGGUUUAGUGAUUUCUUCAUGAAUCA
Lactuca sativa (garden lettuce) is the source of this 973-nucleotide messenger RNA. RefSeq names its product adenine phosphoribosyltransferase 5. Gene Ontology annotation, cellular component: cytosol; cytoplasm. Gene Ontology annotation, molecular function: adenine phosphoribosyltransferase activity. Lineage: Eukaryota; Viridiplantae; Streptophyta; Magnoliopsida; Asterales; Asteraceae. The record is from RefSeq and is a predicted model, not a curated record. Gene Ontology annotation, biological process: adenine salvage.